Molecule: messenger RNA, 5328 nt
Organism: Struthio camelus australis
Lineage: Eukaryota; Metazoa; Chordata; Aves; Struthioniformes; Struthionidae
Source: RefSeq, a predicted model, not a curated record
AUAAAGAUUUAGAACCUGCAUAAAGAUUUAGAACCUGCAUCCAGCAUCGUGGUAGGGAGCUGUGCGGAGAUGUCCCUGCUCAGCUUUAAGCUAGGAGUCUUGAGGAGAGGGUCUAGUACUGUGGCUGAAAGCUUUAGCAUACUCCAAGGUGCUGCUGUGAACCAGGUGGCUGUGUUGAAAACUGGUGUUUCAAGGAAGCUUUUCUGUGUGGAUUGGAAAAGAGCCUGUCUGGGUGAUACUGAUUUCUUUCAUUUGUUUUAGUAAUAGUUAGGGAAUAAAGUGCAUUAAAUAGGGUGCCGGGAUGGAAGCGCACACAGCAAGGUGAAAAGAGGGAUUCACCCACUCACUGGACAUUCAUGGGUGAUGAGGAAUAUUGUAGCCUUUUAUCUUUACCCAAGAUAAUACAGGGAUGGGUGGUUUCCUUCGAAUUCUUGUAGACAUAAUUAUAUUUAUUUCUGCAAAUUUAGUAUGACACACUUCUCUUCCUUAAACUUUAGUUCGUUUUAUGAGUAGGUGAGAUACUGCAACAAAAUUGUGGAACUUCUUUUUACAGUUACCUACUGGUGUCUUUAAGGAGAGUGCCACAGCAAUAUAAUAAUAGGCAUGCAAGAACAUCUAAGCACUGAUGAAAGUUGUCCAAAAAAAAAUUGCUUCUGUAGUUCUGUAUUGGUGUUUUUUCUUUGCUCCUCCUUCAGUGUUAUCCUUUUAUUCUAACGUCUUUGAAACCUGUGAGAGGUAGUGAAGAGGUUCUUUGUUAGGUGAAUCCUCAAGUCAAACACUCUUUAAAUUGCUUAUAUUGCUUAAAUUUGCUGGAAGGCCAGGUUGUGAUUAUGAGACCUGGGGUGCUAAAGGUACUGCGAAUGCUAAGGAGAGUUUACAGACAGCGGCAGGUUGAACUGGGAUGGUGAAUCCUCCAAUGGACCCAGGAGCUGCCCAGCCUUGAAUGAUCUUGGGUGAUGCUGAUGAAGGUAACUCCUGUCUGAGGCAAUACACAAUUUAUCCAGUGAUGGGCCUGGGAUUUCAAGCAGGUCAGUUUACCCAUUUUAUUCGCUACAACACCUUUGUCUUAGGGAAUUGCUUUUUGGAUGUAUUGACAUUAAUGAAUUUGCCUUCAUGCAUUUGUAUACACAGGGAAGCAUACCAUCCUGAGCUACAUCUUAUCUGAAUUUAUUUUUGCCUUGUGUAUUCUCAAGGCUCCUCAUAGCUGCUCCACAUAACUGGUACACAGGUGCUGCUCCAGUUACAAACUGCUGUAGUUCAGAGUCUAAUCAUCCCUUUCUAGGCAUGGAAACUGCUGUCUUGACCACUUCUCCCCAUCCCCUCCCCCAACCCUGCCAGGAAAAUACAUUAAUUAAAGACCUUCUCUUUUUUGUAUUGUUUUAGGAAACAUUAGUAUACAUUAUUUAUAUAAAAGAGAGAGAAGGAAACCCAACGUAUUUUUCUUUAUCUCUUGCCUAAUGCCAAUGUGUUUCUAGUUGUUUAUCUAGUGUGUUUUUAUUCCAUCUGGUUCUCUAGCACUUGAAAUAUCCUUACUAAAAACUUAAUUUGCCUUGAUGGAAGGUGUUCGCUUACAUUACCUGGAACAGCUGUGGCUCGCAACUGAGGGAAGCUCUGAAUGGAGCAGAGGGGUACAAUUCACAGGAUGAACAUUUAAACAACAAAUAAUCUUCAGUCUUGCUUCAAAAUGUCCCUGUGUGCAUCUUCUCACAAGGAUUUUUCUCAGUUGCUGCCACUUCAAGAUAUUGGAUGCAAUAAAACAGAAAUUAAAAGCUCACCUGCUGGUAUUGGCUCUCCGGUUCCCUACAGCUGUAAUCAGUCUGUGCUGACAGUAGAACACAGUCCAGUUUAUAUCCCUUCGUCUUACAUGGAAAACAGACAUGAAUAUUCUGCAAUGGCAUUCUGCAGUCCUGCUAUGAUGAAUUACAACGUUACCAGCAAUUUUGGUGAUUCAGAGAGUGCAUCUGUGAGGCAAACAUCAAGCCCUAAUGUGUUGUGGUCUGCUCCUGGCCAUCUCUCCCCACUGGCACUGCACUGUCAGUCAUCGCUUCUGUACGCAGAGCAACCAAAGAGCCCAUGGCGUGAAGCAAGACCAGUGGAAGCAGUGCUACCUGUGAAUAGAGAGACGUUAAAAAGAAAAACUAAUGGCAAUGAUUGCACAAGCCCCAUUGCAAAUAAUCCUGCCUCAAAAAGGGAUGCCCACUUCUGUGCAGUCUGCAGUGACUAUGCUUCAGGAUAUCAUUAUGGGGUCUGGUCAUGUGAAGGCUGCAAAGCAUUCUUUAAAAGAAGUAUUCAAGGACAUAACGAUUACAUCUGCCCAGCUACCAAUCAAUGCACAAUAGAUAAAAACAGGCGCAAAAGCUGCCAGGCAUGCCGGCUACGGAAGUGCUAUGAAGUGGGAAUGAUGAAAUGCGGCUCAAGAAGAGAACGUUGUGGGUAUCGGAUCCUGCGCCGCCAUCGUAAUUCAGAAGAUCAAGUGCACUGCGUUGGCAAAGCUAAGAAAUACAGCGAGACGGCAACCCGCGUAAAAGAGAUCCUCCUUAGCACGGUCAGUCCAGAGCAGUUUGUUUUAACUCUACUUGAAGCUGAGCCUCCCAACGUGUUGGUGAGUCGUCCCAGCAAACCGUUCACAGAGGCCUCCAUGAUGAUGUCCCUGACAAAACUGGCAGAUAAAGAGCUGGUUCAUAUGAUUGGUUGGGCCAAAAAAAUUCCUGGCUUCAUUGAUCUCAGCCUCUAUGACCAAGUAAGGCUCUUAGAGAGCUGCUGGAUGGAAGUUUUAAUGGUUGGUCUGAUGUGGAGGUCAAUUGAUCACCCUGGAAAGCUAAUUUUUGCACCAGACCUUGUUCUAGACAGGGACGAGGGGAAGUGCGUAGAGGGAAUUUUGGAAAUCUUUGAUAUGCUCCUGGCCAUGACCUCGCGGUUCCGAGAGCUGAAAUUGCAGCACAAGGAGUAUCUGUGUGUCAAGGCAAUGAUCCUCCUCAAUUCCAGUAUGUUUCCACUGUCAGCAGAAGAACCUGAAAGCAACAGGAAGCUGCACCACCUGCUUAAUGUAGUGACAGAUGCUUUAGUGUGGGUAAUCGCGAAGAGUGGGAUCCCCUCGCAGCAGCAGACGACUCGUCUGGCCAAUUUGUUGAUGCUACUCUCCCACGUCAGACACGCAAGUAACAAGGGAAUGGAGCAUCUCCUGAGCAUGAAGUGUAAAAAUGUGGUCCCAGUCUAUGACUUACUGCUGGAGAUGUUGAAUGCCCACACUCUCCGAGGGCAAAGGAAGUCCCCAGUCACAAAUCCCGAAUUUGGCCCAUUAGAACAAAUGGAGACUGGAGACGGCCUGUGAAACGGGGCAGUCCAGUAAUUCCGUCGAGACCUGGAGUUAAAAAUGUGAAGCUUAUUCAAAGUUAUGGGAGAAAACAAAGCUACUGUGGUGGGACUGUUGACGAUCAGGUGACCUAGUGUAAGUCCUCAUCUCUUUUAGAUUUGCACGUGGGUUUCUUGGGAAAGGCUUGUGAGACGCACAACUCUGGCCACGUUUCUGACAUUAUAAAAGCUGCACUUUUAUAGUGCCUUUUCUGAGACUCUCAAAAAGCACCUUAUGAAAUUAAGCCUCAGAACACUACUGUGAGAGAGGGAAUUACUGCCUCUCCUUUUUAAAGGUGGGGGAAAUGAGAUGAAGAGAUAAAGUGACAGAAGUCGUCUGUGUCAGGGCUAGGAGUCAGGACCUAGGUCCCUUUCUCCCAGACCAAAGCUUUUAAGCACUGCCUAGACUAUAUCCUCUUUUAGUAUGAGGUUGUAUGAAAUGUACGGCUGCAUCGCUUGGGAGAGAUUUGCUUACCUGUGUGUGCUGGUCACUGGGGAGUAUCUGCUUUGCAGUUGGUCUGGAUAAAGUGCCGAGAUACAUAUACUGUGUAAAGGAGUUUCCUCUCUUCAUAAAUAUGCAAUGCCUGCAAGGGGGACACUUCAUUUGAAGGCCUUUCAGAGUAGCUUCUAGGACCAAUUUUGAGUCUCUUCAGAAAUGUAAAACCAAGCUUAAAUUUAUAUUUUGUGAGUCUGUUCUGAACACUCGUGUUGUUAGCUGUGUAUAAUUCUUCAGUGCUUUAAAUGACGACCAAGCUGCCUAGGUAUUUUGGUCAAUGCUAACCUUUGGAAUGUGUUUGUCUGUGAGAUUGUUGUUUUAUAUAUUUAUUGAUGAUGUUAAAACUAUUAUAGUGUUUAGGUACAACAGGUUGCUAUGUGAACGUUAACUGUUGGCGUUUGUGUAUGAUCUGCUAAUCAGGGCUUGUGAAAUGAGCUAGAAAACAAGCCAUCCUCGCUCCCCUUUGGGCUAGCGUGUGGAGUUGUUGUGCCCCUCCGAGACCUCUCGCAGCCGUCUUGCAUGGGACGCCGAAGGGGACCGGGAGCUAAGCUGUGACCUGCUUUUGCCUGCUUCCUGCAGGUUUGCUGCUUGCUCGUUUUCAAAGCGCAUCACACCCUUUGCUGUGCUUUUCAUAUCUUGGAUACAAUCCCCCAAAGACGUGAGGGGGAUGACAGUUCCGGGACUUCUUUGCUUCUCAAGUGUGAUGACUUGUUUGAAUUUCACUUACGUUGUAAGUCUAAACCCUCCUGCUGUGCUGAUUUCUGUAUGUGUUUAAGAUGCGCUGAGCCAAAAAAGGAGAAGUAGCCUGGCCUAAUAACCUCAGUGAAAAGCAGGAUGGCAUCUUUUGUCCUGACAGCUGUCAAUAUUGCAUUUUGCUGGGAGCAAGAAUUGCAAUCACUGUAAAUGGAUAUUUCUAAAUAUGAUUAUCGUGCAUGUUCUAGGCCUUUCAUAUAUGGUGAAAUUAAAUUGGGAUCACACCUAAAGUCUAUUUUGAGCCAAAAAAGUCUUUUGGAUUAGGGACUUUGAUGAGUAUGCCAUUUGCAUACUUUGAAUAUUAAUCAGACCUUUGAUGUUGGUGUUUUUUGAAGCCAAGGACAAUGUUUUUUAUAGGAGGGUCAUAAAGAGUUUUCAGCGAGUUAUACAGCUCUAUAGUCCUGUUUUGAUCUUGUAAUAUACCAGAUGCUGAUGAUGGUCUAAAUUUUUACUAGCUACCUUUUUAUUGUUUUUAAUAAAAUGUAAUAUAGCAGCGCCCUUCUGAAUGAAUGUAAUAUUUACUACUACAAAUUGAAAGAAAAAAAUGUAAGUACUGUCUUGAAUUCAUCGUUACGUGCUCAUUUUGAGUGAAGCUCUGCUGCGAAGUGGAUGCGUUUCAGUGUUUCUUGGGCUUGAUCACCUUUUGGCCUGAACGCCUGUUGUAUUGUUCUUUCUCUGAUUCUUCUUAUCUUGUAUAAUCUUUUUUUUAAUACAGUUUUUCAAAGAAA